Messenger RNA from Aplosporella prunicola CBS 121167, 1089 nucleotides. RefSeq lists its product as uncharacterized. The transcript is spliced from 4 exons. NCBI's taxonomy places the organism in Eukaryota, Fungi, Ascomycota, Dothideomycetes, Botryosphaeriales, Aplosporellaceae. Gene Ontology annotation, molecular function: protein binding; 6-phosphogluconolactonase activity. The record is from RefSeq and is a predicted model, not a curated record. The coding region runs from base 1 to 1089 and encodes 362 amino acids.
AUGCCAAAGCACCACCUCAUGGUUGGCACCUGGACACGGCCCGGCGCCAUCUUCACCUUUGAAUUCGAUGACGACGCCCUGUCGUUGCGCCUGCUCAAGCGCAGCGAGAUCCCUCAUGACGAGCCCAUCUCGUGGAUGACCUUCAGCCAUGACAAGAAGCAAAUCUACGGCGCGUCGAUGAAGACCUUUUCCAGCUACGCUGUGAAGAGUCCUACCGAUAUUGUGCAGAGCGGUUCGCACCCCGUCGCUGGUCACCCCCGCGCCGCCGACAAAGACACCAACACGCGCGCCAUCUUCGUGCUCGCCGCGCACAAGCCGCCCUAUAAUGUCUACGGCAACCCCUUCUACGACUUUGCCGGCUGCGGCAACGUCUUCUCCGUGAACGCCGAGGGCGCGCUGGAGAAGAACGUGCAGAACUACGAGUACGAGCCCAAGACGGGCAUUCACGGCAUGGUCUUCGACCCGACCGAGACAUAUUUGUACUCGGCGGACAUGUACGCGAACAAAAUCUGGACGCACAAAAAGGACGCGCAAACGGGCCAGCUGGAGCUGCUGGGUGCCUGCGCCGCACCCGACCCGGGCGACCACCCGAGGUGGGUCGAGAUGCACCCCAGUGGAAAGUACAUCUACGUGCUCAUGGAGGCGGGCAACAAUCUCGCGGAAUACGUGAUUGACCAGCAGACGCAUCUGCCCGUGUUCACGCACCGCACCUUCCCGCUCAUCCCACCCGGUCUUCGCUACAACCUGAAGAAUUUCCGCGCCGAUGUCGUGACCGUCAGUCACAGCGGGGAGACGCUUUUUGCCACGUCGCGCUCGAAUACGAUCGGUGUGCCGGGCUAUAUCAGCGCCUUUAGUUUGUCGAAGAACGGAAGCAUUGAGAGGCAGCUGCUGUUGAACCCCACGUCGUCGAGCGGCGGCCACUCGAAUGCGGUGGCGCCGUGUCCGUGGACAGAUGAAUACCUUGCCAUUACGGACGACACAGUGGGCUUUAUUGAGAUCUAUAGGUGGACAGAAGGCUGGCUGGGCCGAGUAGCGAGGUGCGAGGUGACGGAGCCUGGAUUCGGCAUGAAUGCCAUCUGGUAUGAUUAG